AUGGAAGAUGAGACUUCAACUAAGGAGGCCAACUCUGAUGAUUGUGGUUUCAUGGAUUCGGUCAUUUCUUGGUCCAUUGAAGACAUUUUGAAUGAAGAUUUAUACAAGAACAAGGUAGAGAAGAUUGAACUAUCAUUCCAGUCCAUUGGUCAUUACCUUGGAUCUUUUUACUACCCUUUAUUGGAAGAAACUCGAGCACAACUAUCCUCAAGUAUGGAGAUCAUAUACAAGGCACCUUAUGCAGAAGUGAUUGGUCUAGUGAAAGACCAAGAGGUAGAUAAACUGUAUAGGUUGAAAAUUAAUAGCUGGAAAAGCAGCUAUGGUCAUCAUGGAGAACCAUACAAAACUUCGCCUGAUGAUGUUUUAAUUUUGGCUGAUUAUAAGCCACAAACUGUAGAAGACUUGCAAAGGGUUGGAAGGACGUGGAGUUUUGUAUCAGUUGUAAGAAUAAAAAAAUGUGUGUUGGAGGAUCGUAUCAUGUCUCCUUAUAUAGAAGUUAAGACAUCAAAAGAUAUUGACACGACAGAAUUAAGGCAAAAACCCCUAUUUCUUGUUUUCUUGACAAAUGUAAGCCAUAAUAGAAGAAUUUGGGAUGAAUUUCAUGUGCCCCGUAAUUUAAAGCUUGUCAAGCAGAUCUUAUGCACCACAGAUGAGGUUGAAGAAUGUGGUAGUUGUGGCUCUCUGCCUGAUGAUUUAAGGGAUGACCCUUCAUAUCAAAGGUUAUUAUCAGAGCUUAAUGAAUCCCAGAAUAAGGCUAUUUCUGCAUGUCUAUCUGGCCUCAACUGCAACCACAACUCUGCUGUGAAGCUCAUAUGGGGUCCCCCAGGGACUGGAAAGACUAAAACUUUGGGCACAUUACUCUUUGCUCUCUUGAGAAUGAAUUAUAGAGUCCUUGUAUGUGCUCCAACAAAUGUUGCCAUCAAAGAAGUUGCUUCACGCGUAUUAGCCAUAGUGAAAGAAUCACAUAUUAAAGAAUCUGGUGAUUUGUUCUGCACAAUGGGAGAUUUGCUAUUGAUUGGGAACAAUGAGAGGCUAAAAAUUGGUGAAGAUAUACAAGAUAUAUAUUUGGAUCAUCGUGUUGAACUGCUAAAACAAUGCUUUGCAAGCUCCACUGGUUUGAGAUCUUGUGUUAAUUCAAUUAUGGAUCUUCUUGAAAAUUGUGUUUCCUAUUAUCAUAUAUUUGUUGAGGAUGAAUUGAAAAAGGAGAUGAGUGUGCACAAAUCAUUUCUAGAUUUUCUGAGAGAAAGGUUUUGUUUUCAAGCAUCGCCACUUAAAUCAUGUAUUUCUAUCAUGUGCACACAUGUAGCCAUCUGUCACUUGUUGAAACAAAACUAUCAGAACUUAGUGUGCUUAAACGAGGCACUUAACUCAUUUGAAGGCUUCUUGUUUCAAAAUAAUUUCCCUUCUGAAAGAUUGGAAAUGCUUUUCUUUUAUCCUGAAUUACCAGAGAAACUUUCUCAGUCACGUGAUGCUGCUAUAUACCAGUUGCACCAGAAGAGAGCUGAAUGUCUAACAGCUUUAAUAACUGUUAAAGCAUCACCUGACUCAUUCAUAUGGAAAAAAUAUUCCAACAUGAACUUUGUUAGAGAGUUUUGUUUCCGAACAUCAAAAUUGAUAUUUUCCACGGUUGCGGGUUCAUAUAAGCUGCACUCUUUAUACACGAAGCCACUGAACUUUUUGGUGAUUGAUGAAGCUGCGCAGUUAAAAGACUGUGAAUCAAUAACACCUAUGUUAUUUCCAGGAAUAAGCCAUGCCAUUCUUGUUGGUGAUGAAUGCCAACUACCAUCCAUGGUUAGAAGUAAUGUUUGUUAUGGAGCUGGUUAUGGGAGAAGCUUAUUUCAGAGGUUGAGUUUAUUGGGUCACCCAAAGUAUCUUCUCAAUAUGCAGUAUAGGAUGCAUCCACAAAUAAGUUCAUUUCCAAAUUUACAUUUUUAUUUUAACAAAAUUCAGGAUGCACCAAAUGUUAAAAGAAAUGACUACAGGAAGCCCUAUCUUCCGGGGCCAAUGUUUGGUCCUUAUUCUUUUAUAAAUAUAACUAGAGGCAAAGAAAAAUUUGAUGAUGCUGGAAGAAGCUAUAAAAAUAUGGCUGAGGUUGCAGUUGUAGCGACAAUACUGAAGAAAAUGCACAAAGUAUGGUUGAUCUCAAAGGAGAAACUCAGCAUUGGUAUAGUGUCACCCUAUGCUGGCCAAGUUACUGCUAUUAAAGAGGAACUUGAACAGACUUAUGAUGGGCAUUAUGGAUUUCAUGUGAAUGUGAAGUCUAUUGAUGGCUUUCAAGGCGGUGAGCAGGAUGUUAUUAUUUUGACAACUGUAAGAACCAACAACAGAACAUCUCUUGAGUUCAUUUCCUCUCCCCAGAGGACUAAUGUAGCUCUUACAAGGGCUAGGCACUGCUUAUGGAUUUUGGGGAAUGAAAGAGCCCUUACAAACAAUGAAAAUGUUUGGAAGGCUAUUGUGCAUGAUGCUAAGAGCCGUAAAUGUUUCUUUAAUGCGGACCAAGACUACGAAAUGGCAAAAGCUAUUUUGGAUGCAAGGGAAGAGUCAGAUCAAUUUGAUGAUUUUCUUGAUACAAAUAGUGUCCAUUUUAAAAAUGCACUGUGGAAGUUACAUUUCAGUGACAAAUUUCUCAGAUCAUUCAAAAGACUACGGUCUGAAGCAAUCAAGAGAGGGGUCAUAAACCUUCUAAAAAGACUUUCUAGAGGGUGGAGGCCUAAAAGCUUUACUAUGGAUUUGUCUUGUGAAAAUUCAACACAGAUUUUGAAACAAUUUAAGGUUGAAAGCUUCUAUGUCAUUUGUUCAAUAGAAAUAGUCAAAGCUUCAAGGUAUAUUCAGGUUUUGAAAAUAUGGGACAUAUUGCCUUUAGAGGAUAUCCCACAAUUGGCUAAGCACCUUGAAAAUGUAUUCAAAAGAUACACUGUGGAAUAUAUCAGUAGGUGCAAGUGCAAAGAGAAACGCGGAGCCUUUGUUGGGAACACAGAGAUUCCAUUGAGUUGGCCACUUUCUGCUAACAUCAUAAAAUUUAAGAAUGCAUAUGACAUUCCAAAUUAAGGGAGAUUUAAAUGCUGACGAAGAUACAAGUGAUGCUGAAAUGGUAUGUUGUUGAUCAAAUACUAGCUGCUCCAUUUCAAGAGGUAACAUGGUCAUUACAGUUAAGAAGUGGAUCAUCCAUACAGCAUAACAUAAUUCUCUUCCCUCGAAGUACCACGGUUCUGAUUACUAAGCUGAUUCAAAAUGACAAAGUUGCACAUGGUUAAGUCUAUGGAUCCAAUAUUUAUGCAAAUUUGGAACUAUAGAGUAUUUGACCGUUAAGUUUAUAUGACCCUAAGCUAUUUUGGCUUUAAAACCUUGUUAUGUUUGUUUCUCAAAUAAUGAGAAAUGUCACAGUUAUUAGUUUUCCUUUAACUUAUUUAUA
This is a messenger RNA of Cajanus cajan (pigeon pea), 3412 nucleotides long. Lineage: Eukaryota; Viridiplantae; Streptophyta; Magnoliopsida; Fabales; Fabaceae. The record is from RefSeq and is a predicted model, not a curated record.